AUGGUGGUAAAAUGUCGAGAUGAAAAUGCAGCACUGAAGGAGUGUCUCACAAAGCACUUCAAAGAUCCUGUUUUUUAUGAAGAAUGUAAGCAAGAAUAUUUAAAGGAAAGAGAAGAAUAUAGAAGAACUGGUAUUCCUGCCAGAAAAAGAGAACAGAAGUUACCAGACAGCAUGUAA
Staurois parvus is the source of this 177-nucleotide messenger RNA. NCBI's taxonomy places the organism in Eukaryota, Metazoa, Chordata, Amphibia, Anura, Ranidae. The record is from the annotation of a GenBank genome assembly.